AUGAGACGGUCUUUUGUAUGCAUUCUCGCGUUGUCAUGGCAAAUCUUUGCUUUGCUUAUGUGCACAACAAUAUCGGCACAGGAUAGUGAACGCGGUUUUAUCCUAUCUGAUUUAAAGCUAGCUGUAACAACGUCCGAAGCCCGCAGAAAGCUAACCGAAAGUUUGCCAUAUCCUUCUUCACUUGAUAAAUUAAUCGAACUAUCACAAGGAGAUAAUUUAAAAAUGAUUUUUACCAUUCAAGAUAAAGCAACUAAAAGAGGAAUUCAACCUCAUCAAUCCUUGUUGGUUUUAAGUUCUAAUCAAACGGGAUCUCAAAUACCGAUACUUGUAACAGUAAGAGAAACUGGUAAAGCUCGCGCCGAAUUAAAUUUGAAAACAAUUCCUGGAAAUCUUUUUUCGGGAAAUUACUCGCUUAACCUUAUCAUUGGAACUUUUUCACACGAUGAUCCAAUCAAUUACCACAUUGGAACUGUAAAGAUCGAUAUACCAACCACAUACUCUGCUCCGGUCAAAUAUGGUCCCAAACCUGAAAUUCAUCAUAUUUUUAAACCUGACCAAAAAUUACCUCCAAAAUUCCUCUCAUACAGUUUUGUGGUUAUAGUAUUAACACCUUGGUUAUUUUUAAUCGGAGCGUGGAUACAACUUGGUGUUAAUGUUUCAUUCUUGACAAGUGAACCCGAAACUCUUCCAGCUAUAAUUGGUUUCUUGGGCACAUUAUCAGCUAUUGAAAUCCUGUUUUAUAAUUAUUGGACACAUUUGAACAUUUUUCAAACAUUAUCAUGGCUAUCAGGAUUAAGUGCUUUGGCAUUUUUCUUGGGUCAAAAGGCUUUAAGUGAUGUACAAGAAUGGAGGCUUAAAGGACUUCGAUAA
Molecule: messenger RNA, 870 nt
Organism: Funneliformis geosporum
Lineage: Eukaryota; Fungi; Glomeromycota; Glomeromycetes; Glomerales; Glomeraceae
Source: the annotation of a GenBank genome assembly